CGACUAGGUGAAAGUUUUUUUCGCUGCUCCCCGAAUUUCGCCAGGUCAUGGUGCCAGCCUGACUGAGAAGAGGACGCUCCCGGGAGACGAAUGAGGAACCACCUCCUCCUGCUGUUCAAGUACAGGGGCUUGGUCCGCAAAGGGAAGAAAAGCAAAAGGCGAAAAUGGCUAAAUUCGUGAUCCGCCCAGCCACCGCCGCUGACUGCAGUGAUAUCCUUCGGCUGAUUAAGGAGCUGGCAAAAUAUGAAUACAUGGAAGAGCAAGUAAUAUUAACUGAGAAAGAUCUGCUAGAAGAUGGUUUUGGAGAGCAUCCUUUCUACCACUGCCUAGUUGCAGAGGUCCCCAAGGAGAACUGGACCCCGGAAGGACACAGCAUUGUUGGUUUUGCCAUGUACUAUUUUACAUAUGACCCGUGGAUUGGCAAGCUGUUGUAUCUUGAGGACUUCUUCGUAAUGAGUGAUUAUAGAGGGUUUGGCAUCGGGUCAGAAAUUCUGAAGAAUCUAAGUCAGGUUGCUAUGAAAUGUCGCUGCAGCAGCAUGCACUUCUUGGUGGCAGAGUGGAAUGAACCAUCUAUCAACUUCUACAAAAGAAGAGGUGCUUCUGAUCUGUCCAGUGAAGAAGGAUGGAGGCUCUUCAAGAUCGACAAGGAGUACUUGCUAAAAAUGGCAGCAGAGAAGUGAGGAGUCCUAGUGUAGGCAAUGACAAGUUCCAUUCUAUUUCGAAUAAAUACCCAGCUUCUCUUGCUUUCUGUCCUGUCUGUAGUGGAAUAAUAGAGUGAGCUCCCAUUCCAAAGCUUUAUUACCAGUGGCGUUGUUGCAUGUUUGAAAGGCAGUCUGUUGAAAAUGGCAAUUUCAUGUGCAGUUUGGAGUCAAGACUUCUCCUUGAACAUCUUUUGAGAAACAAGGUGGUGUGAUCUUUAUAUAUGAAAACAAACAAAAAAUAACUUCAUUCUUGUGAGUCAUUUAAAUGUGUACAAUGUACACACUGGUACUUAGAGUUUCUGUUUUGAUUCUUUUUUAAUAAACUUCCCUGUGAUUUAA
This is a messenger RNA of Elephantulus edwardii (Cape elephant shrew), 1040 nucleotides long. It is a transcript of the gene SAT1, whose product is annotated as spermidine/spermine N1-acetyltransferase 1. The coding region runs from base 165 to 680 and encodes 171 amino acids. Gene Ontology annotation, molecular function: N-acetyltransferase activity. NCBI's taxonomy places the organism in Eukaryota, Metazoa, Chordata, Mammalia, Macroscelidea, Macroscelididae. Gene Ontology annotation, cellular component: cytosol. The transcript is spliced from 6 exons. The record is from RefSeq and is a predicted model, not a curated record.